AUGGCGGCCUCUGCGCCGGCUCCGCACGCGACCGGCUUCCCCGCCGAGGGUCGCUGCGGGUUCUACGUGGCGAAGAAGAAGAGGUUCUGCAGGAUGGUGGCGGCCGCCGGCAGGAGGUUCUGCGGCGAACACGCCGGCGCCGCGGAGGAAGAAAAUGCUCGGAAAAGAAUCCUGUGUCCUUUAGAUCCGAAACACACAGUGUAUGAAGAUCAAUUAGCAAAGCACUUGAAAAAAUGCAACUCAAGAGAGAAGCCAAAACCUGACUUUUUUAUUCAAGAUAUUAAUGCAGGCCUAAAAGACGAAACAGAAAUACCUGAACAGUUAGUUCCAAUUUCUUCUCUCCCUGAAGAGCAGUUGGAAAUUCUAAUUAAGAAGUUGAAAAAAGUAAGUGAGGGUUUGAACUCUACACUUAAAGAUCAAAUUAUGUCCCACCCAGCAUUGCAUGAUGCCCUUAAUGACCCUAACAAUGGGGAUUCUGCCACCAAACACCUGAAGCAGCAGGCUUCUAUUUUAGGUAACAUUGAGGAAUUAAAGUUACUUGGCCCAAGAAGAUGCUUUGUUGAGUUUGGAGCGGGAAAGGGGAAGUUGUCUCACUGGGUUGAUGUUGCCUUAAAAGAUGCCGAAGGAGUUCACUUCCUCCUCGUAGAGAAGGCGCCCACGAGGUUCAAGGUAGAUGGCAAGCACAGAAAGGAAAACGCAGUGUUUCAGAGACUUCAGAUUGACAUCCAGCACCUGUGUCUGAACAGGAUUCCCGUGCUGAGCAGGGAGAAGCUGCCCGUGGUGGGAAUCGGAAAGCACCUGUGUGGAGCGGCCACAGAUCUUGCAUUACGCUGUCUGGUGGAAACGUAUGGCGCCAGCCAGGCGGAAGGGAGUGAAGAGCCUUCAGCCAAACGCAUCAAGAACGCUAAAGCGGACAGAAGCCUCGACGCCGCAGCCGAGAACGGCGGUGACAGCAACGUGGCGGGGGCCUGGACCCCGGUGGCUGGCAUCGUGGUCGCGCUGUGCUGUCACCACAGGUGCGACUGGAGACACUACGUGGGCAAAGACUACUUCCGGGCGCAGGGCCUGGGCGCCCGGGAGUUCCACUAUUUCCAGCGCAUGAGCAGCUGGGCGACGUGUGGGAUGCGGACGGCGGCUGUGGGGGCCUCCAGCGUCCCCGGGACGAGAGAGGACGAGAGCGAGGACGGCGAGGAGCAUGACGGCGGGGGACACAGGGGCCCGGAGGACCGCGCCGGGACGUGGCCCGGGUGUCUCCCCGGGGAGGAGAAGGAGCGGCUGGGGCGCCUGUGCAAGCUGCUGAUCGACCAGGGCCGCCUGCAGUACCUGCAGCGGAAGGGCUUCCGGGCUGCGCUGCAGCGCUACACGGACCCCACCGUGUCCCUGGAGAACGUGCUGCUCACCGCCCUGCCGGCCCAGGCUCCGGCCGACACCACUGCCUGA
Pipistrellus nathusii (Nathusius's pipistrelle) is the source of this 1440-nucleotide messenger RNA. Lineage: Eukaryota; Metazoa; Chordata; Mammalia; Chiroptera; Vespertilionidae. The record is from the annotation of a GenBank genome assembly.